AUAUAACAUUCCAGUGAAAUAACACUGUUGAUGAAUCAUGACGGACGUCGACGCCAUCAGCGAGAGGGAAGCCGGGCGGGAUGACGUCACAAUGAUUUAGCAACCGGCGCGUGUUCCCAGGAGUUUCGUCGCCAGUCUCUAAAAGUAGUCAACAUGGCUUCGGAUGACAUUUCCCAGCUGGCUGAUGUUCUGUCCCAGACCCACGUGUGUGAUGGAGAGCUGAGCUAUAAAGGGCUGGGCUUGAAGCUGGACAACGCUAAAUCAGUGGAGGAGCUGGUACGUGAGAUUGAGCAGUACCAGGGUUUACGGGCUUUGCGCCUGGAAGGAAACACCUUGGGGGUGGAAGCAGCCCAAGCCAUUGCAAAAGCUCUGGAGACCAAAGACCUGCUGCAGAGAUGCUAUUGGAGUGAUAUGUUCACUGGAAGGCUGCGCUCUGAAAUCCCCACAGCUCUGCGGUCCCUAGGCAGUGCAUUAAUGAGUGCUGGUGCCAGACUAACCGAGCUGGACCUGAGCGACAAUGCCUUCGGGCCGGACGGUGUCAGAGGAAUCGAGCAGCUGUUGAAGAGUCCCUCCUGCCACAUGUUGAGGGAGUUGAGGCUCAAUAAUUGUGGUAUGGGGAUUGGUGGAGGAAAGAUCCUUGCUGAAGCACUGACUGAGUGCCACAGACAGUCCUCAGCUCUGGGAGCUCCACUUAGACUGAAAGUGUUCAUUGCAGGGAGGAACCGCCUCGAAAAUGAAGGAGCCAGCUCCCUGGCCAAGGCCUUUCAGCUGAUAGGCAGCCUGGAGGAGGUUCACAUGCCCCAGAAUGGAAUAAACUAUGGAGGUGUGAUGGCGUUGGCUUCAGCCAUGCGACAAAACCCAGAGCUCAGAGUCCUCAACCUGAAUGACAACACCUUUACCAAGAAGGGGACGCUGGCUAUGGCACAGGCUCUGAGGCAGCUCAGGAAUGUUCAGGUGAUCAACUUUGGAGACUGUCUUGUCCGAUCUGAGGGAGCCAUCGCCCUCGCUGCUGUCCUGAGAGAAGGACUGCCGAUCCUUAAGGACCUCAACCUGUCAUUCGGUGAGAUCACAGAGGGAGCAGCACUAGUGCUGGCUCAGGCUCUCGCUGACAAACCUUACAUGGAGAAAGUGGAUCUGAACGGCAACUGUCUGGGUGAGGAGGGCUGUGAGGCUCUGAGAGAGGUGAUGGAGAACAUGGAGAAGGGAGACAUGCUGGCAUCACUCAGUGACGAUGAGGGAGAGCCUGAUGAAGACGACGAUGAUGAUGAUGAUGAUGACGACGACGACAAUGACGACAACAGUGAAAAUGAUGACGAUGCCAGUGAUGAAUGCUGUGAAGAGAAUGGAGAAUACAGCGAAAUGGUGAAGGAAAAUGGAAUAGCGAGUGGGGACAAUCCUGGAAAGCCUGAGAGCCAAACAGACAUCAUGACCUUCCUCAGAUGCCCCACGGCAGAAAAGCUUCUUCAGUUGCGAGAGAGCAAGACAAACCUUUCACACCAGGUUGAUGCGUCUGAGCCGAACCAGGCUGCAGAAGUCCUUUUGAAGAUUGGCUCCGUAUACAGCGAUGAUCCAGAGGCAAAAAUGGCCGUUCUAGAAACUUUUGAUGCAAUUUUGUCAAAACUACUGUCUGGUUCUGCGCUCCACUCAUACUGCUUCCUGUCCACACUGCUGGUUAUGAUGGGACUCCUCAAGGGAGAGGGGAACACGAAAAAAGUAUCUGUGGUCCCUGGUCAACUAUCAUGCUUGGAAUAUGCUGUCCAGCAGGAAUACUUCCCCAAACAUCACGCCUCACUGCUUCAACUGUUCCUGUCCAGGAACAGUGAAUGUCUUAAGUCAUGCGGCAGCACCAGAGAGAAGCUGGUCUCUGCUCUGGAGAAGAAAUGCCUCCACCAGCAUUGAUCCAAACGACCUCCAAAUGUCCUCCAACACAUGGUCGCAGACACACACUGUAAUGAAAGUAUUGUAAUUGUUUGUUGUUGUUUUUUCUCUGCAUUUGAAACCAACAGGGAACUAUUCCCAGGUAAACAAAAAAACAUAAACCAAUGUAGCCACUGUAUUUACUUCUGAUUUGUAUAUUUUAUGAAAGCAUGACAAUGACUCUCCUGAAUGUCUUAAGUUUUAUUUUUCUACUUUUUACUGUGACUUGUAUUUUUAUAGAAAAUAAAUUCAAAUAAUAAAAAAUAUAGAGCUACAUAUCAGUACACCACUAUGUCAGAUGUGUUAGGAAAAAAAAGGGAAACUAAAGCUAAAAUGGAGCUAACAUUCAUCAGUUCAGGCACCUUUGGAAACAGCAUAAAUAACAAUCGUGUACAUUUGCUGAUUUUUAUUGCUGUCAGAACAUGUAGCUCUGAGAAAGAAACAAUGACAACAAUCUAUAGAUCAUAACAACAAAGGUGGCAUUAUUGUUUUACUGAUAUAAAAAGUUGUUUGAAGGGGAAAAAGGACUGUAGACAGUCUUUACACUGCUGCUUAAACAAUACAGUCAAAUCAGCAACAUCAGCCUGCAAGGCUCAAGGGACCAGAAUUUAUCUUGUAUCCUUUUAUCUUACCCAGAAUCAGAAUAUGCCCUCAUACGACUUUGAUGAACAAGUUCAUUUAUCCUGUGUUACCUCAAAGCUCGUUGUAUGCCAGUGAUGACAUGCAGCAUUUCAGGGAAAGGGGAUGGAAAGUAAAUAUUCUAUUUACUAACCUGAAAACCGAGACAAUAAACUACUUUUAUUUGGUCAGGAUCAUGUUUGUUGAUCAGAUAAUGUUCAUCUGUGCUGGAUUCUGUGUCUUAAAUAUAACCAAUCUAA
Messenger RNA from Cololabis saira (Pacific saury), 2795 nucleotides. RefSeq names its product Ran GTPase activating protein 1b (gene rangap1b). The coding region runs from base 154 to 1899 and encodes 581 amino acids. Gene Ontology annotation, cellular component: cytosol; perinuclear region of cytoplasm; nucleus. The record is from RefSeq and is a predicted model, not a curated record. Gene Ontology annotation, molecular function: small GTPase binding; GTPase activator activity. NCBI's taxonomy places the organism in Eukaryota, Metazoa, Chordata, Actinopteri, Beloniformes, Belonidae. The transcript is spliced from 16 exons. Gene Ontology annotation, biological process: signal transduction; nucleocytoplasmic transport; activation of GTPase activity.